CUAUAACUCGUCUAUGUGUCCAAUACCAAGGCGAAGACGAGUUUUGAAAUUGGUGGAUUUUCAGCGGGACUUGGUUUUUUCCCGAGCCGUGGUUUUCACACACGUCAUGUAGAUAGUAAUUUAUUAUCUCUAUAUCUACACAUCUGUGGGUAUUUAAUUUCUUUGGCUCGAGCACAUGUGUUUGAACAACUUUACUGAUAAACGAUUUUCUCUUCCAUAUUAUUGCGUUGCGCAGUAAAACAGAAACGUGCCGGGUUACCGAACGUCGAACACGCAGUUCUCAGAGUUUUUGCGUUUCCAAAGUCACAUGGUUUUUUGAUGAAAAUAAUAUUUUAGUUUUUAAUUUUUAACCAGUUUUAGGUGCUCGCUGUCGUUUUCUCUCGUGAUAUAUUUUUUUGACGUGUCGGUACACCAUAGAUAGUGUGCUUGCAAUACUAAUCGAUGACCCUAUUCAACUAUAGUAAGUAACUAGGUACUACUAAAGAAAAACACUUGAGCAUCUUGGCUUACGAUUGUCUGUCGUCGAAAUCUAGUAUGCCAUUUUUGCAAUCGUUUUUUCAUUAAACGAUUUGCUCAACAACAUAACUAAGUUGUUGCAAUGACAGUUUGAAAAAUGUCAGAGUAAAGUCGUGUUUAUCCGUCAUUGCGGAUCAAUUCGUAUUUUUUUAAAUGACUACCAGUAUGAGUCAAAUAAUCGUACCAUCGUCAGUGCCUUCAGUUGCCAUGUCUGCCAAAAGCGUGUGCAAUAAGGAAAAUAUACGCUCAAAAAAAUAUGUGCCCACAUCCGAGGAUAUUGAUGUAAACAAACAUGAUGUCCAAUGUCAAUCUCCAGAGCCUAGUGAGGACAAACCACUUCAAGAACUGAACAAAUGUGACGAGAGCAGUGAAAACAGUAGCAAUGAUAAAAAAAAAUUUGUGGAGGCUCCACUUCCAAAAACCAACCCUUGGACGGCAAAUAUAAGUGUAGCACAUGUUCGUCCAAAAGAAUCAGCCAAAGAAAAGGACCCGAUUGUUGGGGAAAAAAGAGUCUUGCUACCUCAGCAACAAAGCAGUUGUGAUAUGUCAAGCAGCAAAGCCCUAAGUAGCAGCAAAUUCACCAAGAUUAAAAAAAACAAAGAAUUAAAUGGUAUUGAAGCUUGGCCUUCCCUAGGGAAUGCCCAGGGCUCAGACAAAAAAUGUAUAUCACAGAGUGAAAAUACAUCACCGAAUAUUCAGUCACAAUUGUCAAAAAUUAAUAAUUCUGUAGUUGCAAAAGAUGCCCAGACUUCUACUAAUGAGGUGACAGCUAAAAAGUCUUGUCAAAAGAUAAAUGGUGUGAAAAAAAAUGAAACAAACAAUGAUUCCCCAAAUAUUAAUGAACAAGAAAAUGGUACUAAUUCUGGUCAUUCAUCAUCCAAUGAAUCAAAUAAUAUUGAUAAACGAAAAAAAGUUAAACAUUCUAAAUGGACACCUCUUGAUAUUGAAAUAUCUAAAGAAAACAGCUAUAGGAGCAGACUUUCAAAAUAUCGUAGAGAUCGAUCUGGUGGUCGAGACAAAAGUAAUAAUCAAAUUAGAAAUAAAAAUAGUCGCAAGGUUUCUGAUUUGUCAGAUAAUACUAUCUCAGAUUCUGACAAACGUGAUGGAGGUCCAAUGCGCUAUAUGCGACACCAACGAUCUCGCAAUAGGCUUCAAGAUGAAGAACCUAAGACUAACUCCCAAAAAUCAUCAGAUGGAAAAAAUGCUAGUUAUAAUUUUAAAGGAAGUGAUGUUUUGUACUCAGGUCCAUCCCGUUUGAAUUAUACCCAACCUUAUUGUGAAUUAGUUCCAUUUAUGACUUAUCCAGUGAUAAAUGAACAGACUGUGAUUAAUCUUCUUAAGCAACAAAUAUCUUACUAUUUUUCAACAGAUAAUCUUUGUAAAGAUACAUUCUUCAGGUUUCACAUGGAUGAACAGGGUUAUGUUCCCGUAACAUUUAUUGCAUCUUUUAAACGUGUGAGAGAACUUAGUCAAGAUAUUAGCCUCGUUAUGAAAGCAAUGAUUGAUAUGGAAGAAUUAGAACUUAGUAGUCACAUGGUAAGAUGCCGAACUGAUCCAACCAAGUGGCCACUUAAAGAAAUACCUCAACAAUUUUUAUUUAAAAAUAAUUUAAAUGCACAACAUCCAUUAUUUGCUCAUCCCAUGGGACCGCCUACUAUUGUUCCACUUAUUUCUCCAGACUUAAUGGUCAAAAAUCUACCUGCCCCUCCUCCUCCGCCAAGCAUACACAUAGUUUCUGAUCCUCAAGCUGCCAUGAAUCUUAACCCUGAUGUCCCAGAAUUCGUUCCAAGGAAUGGCCCCAUAGAAUCGAAGACUGAAGAGAACUGUGAUACUAAUGACUGUGAACAAACAAAAAUAAAUGAUACUCCUUUUACUGGUAGUGGUGAAGUUAUUGAUACAUCCAAAACAUCCAAUGGUCAACAUUUAAAAAUUGCUAAUUUAAAGUCUGAUACAAUUAAAGAAGAAAACACUGACAAAAAAAGUGUAUCUGUUGAAGUUUUAGAUGAUAAAGAAUCAUGGAAAGAAGUAAAAAGACGCUCAAAGCCUAGAAACAGUAAUUCUGUCUCAGAAACCCUAAAUGUAGCAUCAAAUUUACCUAAACGUAAUUAUCCGGAGAAUCAAAAUGAUACCCAUGCAUCAAAUUCAUGGGAUCUUGGAUUUCAGUUUGAUGAAGAUCUUGCUGUUGUGCCACGUGGAAAAAUAAACAAAUUUAAUGAAGAUCCAAUUGGUUCGGAUACUGAUGAAUCCGAUUAUGGAGAUAAAGAUGAUUUUGAUGAUAAAGAUAUUGACAAACUCAUGAUAAUUACACAAAAAAUGAUAAGUCGCCCUCAAAAGAUUGAAGAUCGAUCUCAUGAUAAAACAACACGUGUUAAAAUGACUCAAGAUUUAGAACAUGCUAUUGACUUAGGUUUAAGAUUAUAUGAAGAAGACUUAUGGCAUACAAAUUCUACGAAUCAAACAUCAUCUUACAAGACUGUAAAUGUUGUUACUCAAGAGGUUUUUGAAAGGCUUGUACCAAAAGCUCCAAAGAAAGUCAAUCAAGUUCCUCCACCACCACCACCAUCUUUGAAUGUUGAUAAUUUAACUGAAAUAAUGGAAUCUACUGAAAGAAAAGAAAUUGAAAAUAAACAAUUAAAAACUCAAACUGCAACACAAACUAAGACUAAAGUGAAAUUUGACCUGCAAAAGCCAAAUCGUCGUCACUUCUAUGGAGAUAUUGAUGAAUCUGGACAUAGAAAACGAAGCCGUUUUAAUGUGGAUAGUGAACAUCAUGUAGGUUGGGUGUUAGAUUCUCGUGCCCAUACUAGACCUCGUACAACAUCAUUUGGUAGUGGGACAUUAGGAACUAGUCCUAGUCCAAGUGAAGGUUUUCUAUCUAGCACACCUCAAUCAUUGCCAACUUUUCAUCAUCCUUCUCAUGCAUUGCUCAUGGAAAAUAAUUUUACUCAACAAGCAUACCAUAAAUAUCAUUCACGUUGUUUAAAAGAGAGAUCUAGACUUGGACCAGGAAUGUCUCAAGAAAUGAAUACAUUAUAUAGAUUCUGGUCAUUUUUCUUGCGUGACAAUUUUAAUAAGAACAUGUAUAAAGAAUUUCAAUCUUUGGCUGUUGAUGAUUCAAAUAAUGGUUUCAGAUAUGGGUUGGAAUGCUUGUUUCGUUACUAUAGCUAUGGUCUUGAAAGGAAAUUCCGACCAGAAUUAUAUAAAGAUUUCCAAGCAGAAACUAUAAGAGAUCAUGAAAAUGGUCAACUUUACGGAUUAGAAAAAUUCUGGGCGUUUUUGGAGUAUUACAAAUAUAGUAAAACGCUUCAAGUAGAUCCCAAGUUAAAGCAAUUCUUGAGUAAAUUUAAAACGAUUGAAGAUUUCCGGAAAGCAGAAGAGCAAUUACCUAAAAGUGAAGGCUAUUUGGAUGCAUCUAUGCGAAAAAUGGCGCGUAUGAAACGCCAUCGUAGUUACUCUGAAAAUUCUACUCUUGAUACCUUAAAAAUUGCAUCAGAUGUUAUAAAGCCAUUAAAUAUUACUUCUACUGUUCCAUCAAAUAAUGAUGAAAAUUGGCGUAAAAACUCUGUAUUACCCCGAAGAAGAUAUUUAUCUGUUGGUGAGAAAUCAGGAGAUUCUAAAGGACCUAGAAUUACAAAAGUAACAUUUGAAUUAAAUAAAAAAGGAUCAUCAACAAUUGAAGAAAACUCUACUGAGACACCAAAACAAAAGUAAUGCCCAAAAUCAUUGAAAAAAUCAUGUUAUUUUAUUAACAUUUAUAGAAUGAAUACUUAGUAAAAACACAAAAAAAAAAUUUAAUUUUGGACAUUUUAAAUAUUUU
This is a messenger RNA of Myzus persicae (green peach aphid), 4333 nucleotides long. It is a transcript of the gene larp, whose product is annotated as la-related protein 1B. Gene Ontology annotation, biological process: positive regulation of translation; mRNA stabilization. The coding region runs from base 670 to 4227 and encodes 1185 amino acids. Lineage: Eukaryota; Metazoa; Arthropoda; Insecta; Hemiptera; Aphididae. The transcript is spliced from 20 exons. Gene Ontology annotation, cellular component: cytosol; cytoplasmic stress granule. Gene Ontology annotation, molecular function: RNA cap binding. The record is from RefSeq and is a predicted model, not a curated record.